UAGAGGAAGUGAGAGGCAGCACGAUGGUGGGACUCAGACAGCAGGGAGCCUGGACAAGAAUCGCCUUCACUUGUUCCUUCCAUCUUGCGGUGAGGCAUCGGCCACGCAUCGCCGUGUGGCGUCGGACCCAUUUGGCGAGGAGGAGUUGCAUAGCAUGUUUUCGCAGCUAUCCGGUAGAGAGCCAAUGUCUGAAUCCUUACCUGCUGCGAAGGACUUAAUAGAAUUCUUGGAAAAGGAAGUGAAGCUCAGAAACAUCUCCGAGGAACCCUCAUCUCCUCAACAUCACAGAGUCUCCACAUCUGCAACGAUUGACAUGGAUUGGAUUCUUCAGCUGGUGUCAAGAAAUGAGCACUUAUUUACACCAGAUGUGGAGGAAACAAGCAACAUGAGAGAAUACAGGUUCCAGGUGAAUCAUGCUGGAAGGUUCUUCUGCAGCGUCACAGGCUUGGGGUUUGUGAUGGAGUCCAGUGGGGAGGUGACCUAUAGCUUCUGCUCCUGGGAAAAAGCCCCCAAGACCCCCGGCAGCUGGAGUCUAGCGGGGCCCCUUUUUAACAUCGAGUGUCCCCAAGGGGCCCUGAAGGAGCUGCACCUCCCUCACUGUGAGAUCUCUGCAGAUGAAAACCUGGCUGUUGCACAUGUAACCAAAGACAACAUGGAGAUUCUGCGGCCACAGGAGGUGACAGACACACAUGUGGUCAUCAGCAUCACCAGCCUCUCUGGUUUUGGUGUCAUAAAGAGAAAAAAAUCCAGCAAAGUCCGUGGGCAAGUGCUACUGCUGCUCCGGCCCAAACCACAAAUCUUGAACGUGUUCUUGCUGCCCCUAAAUGUGCCUCCUGACCAGGUGCACCAGCAGGAGCAACAGAGACAAAACAUCUGCAUUCCUACCAGCUCCAUGUGCAAACUCAUUCAUAAACGGCGAUACAGGAUGUCCUGUGACCACAAGGCAAUAAGGAGGAUCCAGCCAGAGAAUGAAAAGUUCGAAUACAGUUUUGACCAAACAAUCCACCCAACUUUUGAGGUAUUUCUGAAGUGUGAUGUGAUGGAAGUGGAGCUGAGUGUCCUGGAAAACAGGAGCGGUAAAGACGUGUGGCAGCGCUUCAUCGAUCUCACAGAUGCUGUUCCUCCAUCACCAUCUAUUACAGAAGGGGAAGUUCAGCCCACAGGUGUGGCGUUUGUAGACCAACACCGGACAGCCAUCAUCCAGAGAGUGUCACUGAUCGAACCCAUACUGGAUGAACUGCACAAACACAUCUCAGACGAGAAGUAUGAUUACAUAUGCGCUGCGAAAACAAGACGGAACAAGUUUAGGAGGCUGUAUGAGGUCUUGAACUGCAAAAAGCUAAAAAUGCUUUUUUUUGAAGCCGUGAAGAGGAAGGAACCACACCUUAUCUCAGAAUUGGAAAGUUACUCUAAGUUACAGAUUAUUCAUUCUGAAUCUAAGUGUUGCUAAAACAAAGAAAUCGCCACAGCUACCCAAGGCGUGUCUAUCGUAUGUCGUUAGUUACCCUGAGGAUCACAUCUAAGAAUCGCCCCUGGUCU
Paramormyrops kingsleyae is the source of this 1539-nucleotide messenger RNA. Lineage: Eukaryota; Metazoa; Chordata; Actinopteri; Osteoglossiformes; Mormyridae. The record is from RefSeq and is a predicted model, not a curated record.